Lagopus muta (rock ptarmigan) is the source of this 3846-nucleotide messenger RNA. It is a transcript of the gene PUSL1, whose product is annotated as pseudouridine synthase like 1. Gene Ontology annotation, molecular function: RNA binding; G protein-coupled receptor activity; pseudouridine synthase activity. Gene Ontology annotation, biological process: G protein-coupled receptor signaling pathway; tRNA pseudouridine synthesis. NCBI's taxonomy places the organism in Eukaryota, Metazoa, Chordata, Aves, Galliformes, Phasianidae. The transcript is spliced from 10 exons. Gene Ontology annotation, cellular component: membrane. Bases 1794 to 2672 code for a protein of 292 amino acids. The record is from RefSeq and is a predicted model, not a curated record.
CGGUUUUCCCGCACAAGGCUUUGAGACCUCACUGAGCCUUCUAGUUAGUCGACGGGAGCUUGAUAAAGCACCUGGGUGCCUGGUUUGAUAGAGAUAGGGAAUGGCUUUAAACUGAAAGAGGAAAGAUUGAGGUUGGAUGUUAGGAAGAAAUUGUUUACUGAGAGAGCAGUGAGGCCCUGGUACUGCUGCCCAGAGCGGCGUAGUGCCUCAUCUCUGGUGAUGCCCAAGCCCAGGCUGGAUGGAGUCCAUCCAGCAUCCGGCCCACAGCAGGGGUUGGGAUUGCGGGCUUUAAGGCCUCUUCCAACCCCAGCCAUCCUGUGAUUCUAUGAUUCAGAUCCUGACCAUCCCCUCAGGUCUCUGCAUUAAUUCAGCCGCUGGAAGCACAGCCCAACCUUCGGGUUGCCACGGGGUUGUGGCCACAGCUGAGAAAAAAAUCGACCUGUAGAGGAGGCACGCAGCAAUUCCCUGCCAUUAGUGUCAAAAGGAUUGGCAUCAAUCCUGUUACUGCUUAAUCUAGUUUUUAAUUUUCCAUACACAGUGGAUUUGCUGCUGCCAUCAGCCAUGCAGUAAAUCUGCAGUAACUCCACCGAAGCCAAUGUAAUCACUCAAGGAAGGACAUCUGGGCCUGCAGGACCAUGGGAACAGAUACCGGACACAGCAGUGUGAUGUGGCACAGAUAAAUGAGACUAAUUACAGCGAGCUUCGUUUGGAUCCUCCACCCAUCACUCACCACAGGCAGAACUGCACAGACCACACCAAUCGCUGAAUUUAAGACUGAGAAGUGCCCUGAUGUAAAUCUCUACCCAAAUGCUUUCUGUUUAACAAGGACCUGAACUAAACCCACAGCUCACUGCAACACCAGGGUCAGGGGUGCCUCAAUGUCACAGCAUAUCAAGGCAUCACUUCAGCCACGGACAGAUCCAGGACAACCCCAGGGGGAGGAAGAUGCUCCAUGCCACGUCCACACUGACUGCUGCUAUGAUCUGCCUCCGGGCUAGGCUCUGGCUCUGUCUGAGGACUCAGCCCUGCUCCAUUUGCAACCUCUCAGUACCUAAAGGGAGCCUAUAAGCAGAAGAGUCAACUCUUUGAAAGGGUAGAUAACAGCAGGACAAGGGGAAAUGGUUUUAAGCUGAGGGAGGGAAGGUUUAGGUUGGAUAUCAGGGGGAAGUUCUUUGCUGUGAGAGUGGCAAGGUGCUGGAACAGCUGCCCAGAGAGGCUGUGGAUGCCCCGUCCAUCCCUGGAGGUGUUCAAGGCCAGGUUGGAUGGGGCCCUGGGCAGCCUGGGCUGGUGUGAAAUGUGGGGGUUGGUGGCCCUGCGUGUGGCAAGGGGUUUGCAGAGGGCAGGAGUUCCAACCCUGGGCAUUCUCUCAUUCUGUGAUUCACUUGUCUGCUGUGCUUUGGAAGGAUGGUGUGCAUGUAGCAGCCUGACACGAUUGAACAUUAAAAUGGUAGAGGGUUCUGAGGGACACGGAAGGCUCAGCUCAGCCCAUCAGUGCAGAAUGGGCAAGGUGACCUCUGCUGGCUUCUGUUCCACCUGCUUCCAUCAAAUCAACGCGUUUUCCCUUUGCUCCUCCAGCACCGACGACGACACGGCGGUGUUGCAGCAGGGACUGCGAGUCGCCUUCCCUUCCAAAGCUGAAAUCCACGAAGCUCGGAUUCGGCUGCUGCAGCCCCUCGCCUCCGGCCCUUCACGCACGGCGCAGCCAUGGCCGCGCAGCGGAAGCGGGCGGUGCUGGGAGGGCCGCUGAGGGGAAGCCGGCCCCGCUCCGCCUCCGAGCCCGUAGCGCAGCAAAGAUGGUUUCUCCCCAAACCCGAUACUUAGUGUUCUUUCAGUACUGGGGCACUAAAUAUAGUGGGGUCAUGCAAACCUCAGCUAAGCAGUCAGGGGUUGGAGUCCAGAAUUAUUUGGAGAAGGCAGCACAGAACCUAAAACCCGUUGUUCCCAUCAAGUUCCACAUCUCCAGCCGGACCGACAGCGGUGUCCACGCGCUCUGCAACUCUGCUCACUUUGACAUCCAGAGGGCACCAGGGAAGCCAGCUUUUCAAGAGAGAAUGCUAGUUGGUUGUCUGAAUCACCACUUGAAGCCCGAGCCAAUCCGCAUCUUGAGUGCCUAUCGAGUGACCAACAGUUUCCAUGCACGUUUCUCUGCGCUGUCAAGAACCUACAUUUAUCGGCUGCUGAUGGGCUGCACCCACCAUUCUGAAAUACCAGUGUUUGAGAGGGACCUGUGCUGGGCUCCCACUGGAGGCUACCUCGACGUGCCUGCCAUGCAGGAUGCAGCACAGUUCCUGCUGGGAACACACGACUUCAGCACUUUCCGUUCACUGAACUCUGAAACCCCAUUUCGGUCUCCAGUCAAAACCAUCCUACAGGCAGACAUCCAACCCUCUUCUGGUUUCCUAUCCCACCACUAUGAAUACAGGGGACUGCAGUUUUGGGAGCUGAAGUUCAAGAGCAGAUCGUUUCUUUACCGACAGGUCCGAAGAAUGGUUGGGGCUCUAGUUGCAGUUGGCCAGGGAAAGUUGGCACCUCAUCAUAUAAAGGAGCUGCUGGAGAUGAAGGAUGCAAGGGCUCUUCCACCAUUUGCCAUGGCUCCAUCGUCCGGACUCUUCCUAAAAUCAGUGGAAUAUAAUGAAGCAGAUUUGCAAACAACAGCAGCCCCGGGAGAAUAGCAGCUCUGUCAGCCAUGUCUGAAAGGACUGUUGUUGUGGAUAUGGGAUGGAGGUUUGCAGAGCUCUUUAUGCAAUACGUGGUCUUGUCUCAAUAAACAUCACUGACUGUAGGCAUCUUCCCAUCAUUUAUUUGCUAAGGGGAAAUGAAGAAUGAUGCUGCUUUCAGAUUACUGCUUUUAUUUUCCUUUUUCCCUGAUGUGUUUUCUCACGUUUUUGUUUUGUUUCAAUCUUGCCUGCUUGCCCAAGCAACAGCACAUGCGUUGGGUAAUGCGUGUGGGUUGCUGUAUUAUUUUUUCUUUAAUCAUGAAUGACACCAGAAUCACUGGAAAGUGGAUGAAAGUUGUGACUUCUGAAGAAACAGCGCCCAAUUUAAACACUUUCCUGUAGUGGAAGCCACGUGCAGCUCAAAUGUCUGGUACCAUCAUUAUUAGUCUCUCCUUUGUCUGUGGGAGGAGAAGAAUUAGAGAGCUGAGAGUUCAUCGUAGCUCAUCUGGUGAGGGGAUGUCCUUUGUUACAUGGCAAUUCAAAGCAUGCAGGUAAUGAAGGAGGAGUAUUAAUAACCCUGAAGGAUUAAGGAGCUUCCAUGCACUGGGUGGGUGGUGAAGGUGCAGGUGGGACGCAGCACCUCCCAGACCUCUCUUAAGGCCCUCAGCAGGGAGACUGAGCUUAGUGGUUGGUGCUGCAGAGGACAGGCCAGCCCAUCUCUGAGUGCUCCCCAAUGUGAAGUGAUGCAUAUCCCCUCACUCUGCUUCCAGAGACCAACAUUUGACAGCAUGAGAAGGAGAGGGAGGAAACUUCUGCUUACUCUUACUUGCUUGGGGACCAAUUUCCAAAGACAGAACUUUGGAGGAGUUUUAACAGAAGAGAACUGAAGCCACUGUGGUGCCAGUAUGUGCAGUGUGGGUGAGCUCAGCUGUGGGUCUAUCAGCACAGCUUGUUCUGGUGUUCACAGCGUGCAGUGACCUUGUAGCUGUGAGUGGAGACCCUGAGAAGGCAGCUUUUGUGUGAGGCGAUGGCCUGAGGUCUGCAACACCACUUUCCACCUAACUUGACCAAGCACAGCUGCCUGAAACGUGCCAUCAGAUCUAACAUCACUGAUAAGCACAGCUUUAGUUCUUAACCACGUGAGAAGAAAUCACACUUCAAACUCAAGAACCUCAUGAGGUAAGGAAUG